Molecule: messenger RNA, 1965 nt
Organism: Talaromyces rugulosus
Lineage: Eukaryota; Fungi; Ascomycota; Eurotiomycetes; Eurotiales; Trichocomaceae
Exons: 1
Coding region: 1-1965 (654 amino acids)
Source: RefSeq, a predicted model, not a curated record
AUGAUUCUUCCUCCUUCAGGACCCAACUACGACCAGGUCGGACGACAUUUUACAUGGAAAACUGGAGUUGUUCGAAGAUUCCCAGUAUAUGGUAUCACGUAUCUUCUCCUCGCUGUGGCAGCAAUUCUCGGCUGCGUCGCCGUGCUGAUCUCCUCCAACGGAGCGCUUGUUGAGACAUGGCCCUUCACGCCAUAUCCAAUCAGUCCAGCCGUAUUACUCGCCAUCUUCUCGGCCACUACGAACGUCUGCCUGACAUCCGCGCUCCAUGAGGGGCUGAAUUACGCAUGGUGGCAGGCAGCUAUUCGAGGGACAACACUGGGCCGACUUUAUCGUUAUUGGGAUCAUGGCAACAGUUUGCUGGCUUCAUUAUCUGCCGGUCGACAUCUCAGCUGGAUCGGUGUGGCCUCUAUUGCUGUUUCGCUCGUUGUUGUCGAUGUUCCUCUCUUGCAGCGAGCAUCCACCACGCGCUUAGCUACUAUUUAUACAAAUAGUACUGAUAUCAACGCAACAAUGGCAACACAUUUGGCAUAUGGUCAAACAGGCUAUCGCGCGUGGACUGGAUCGGGGGCAAUAAUGCUUGGGUCACUGUCUCUUCCCACGCCUAGUUUUCACCGCGUACUCGAUGACUAUUUUGCACACCGGCCGAUUAGUGCUGCUACUGUUACUGGGUGCGAAGGCACUUGUUCCGGCGUUAUUGAAGCUGCCGGCUUCUAUCGGGAUUGCACAGAGUCGCAGACGCAAAAGACCUGGUUCGGUUGGGAUGGCCCCAAUUUAACACACUUGACGCCAGCUCUCCCUGGCGUGAUCUUUUCUACCAAUCUAAAUUGGAGCACCUCGUCCGUAUUGACAUAUUUACAGACAAACCCUCCUGUCCUUCCACUCCCUGAUGGGAUUCCUCUGGACGAGCCUUACAUCUCGUUGGAUAUGUCCUAUGCUACGGCCACUUUUCGGAACGAUACUACCAAUCAAUAUAUGUCGAAUAUGACUACCAAGUCCUGCAAACUAUAUUCUGCGACGCGUAAAUACCAUGUUACAAUAUAUAAUGAUACUCUCUCGGAUUCUGAAUCACCAUUCGCCUCUACUAUCAACACGAUCGGCCUCUCCAGUGAUAGCGAAUACGUCGCAGACAGUGUCCAAAACCAGCGGAAGGAUACCAUAAAGGCCGUCACUAGUCUUGGGUUUCAAAAGUCAUCCAUUAGCUCAUGGAAUAUAACGGGCCAACCCGGUGUCUUUCCGAUUGUUUACAAGAGUCAAGGCUUUGCAAACCCAGUGUACGAGACUUUAAGCGGCAUCUCAACAGCCGUGCAAGGGAUGGUCGGCUCAUACGUGGCAUUCAAAGGCUUGGAGGGGAAUUCGACACGCAGUUUAUUCGAUGCGUCGGGGUCUCUAGCAAUGCAGCUUCUAGAUGAUAACGAGCUGGGUCAAGACACAUACUUUAAUCUCCGGUGGACAGACCCUUCGCCUACAAUAUUCGAGAUCCUUGAUGAACUCAUAUUCCGCUGUGCCGUUUCAGCAGCCUACAACAAUACCAUGGCACUCCUCGCCGGGUCCAACUCAAACAACUACACAGUUGAAUUCAUUGACCCGACUAUAAAGCCAGCCUUUUCGUACCCGAAGCCACAGCUAGUCUCAAUGUCUAAGCAGCAGACCGUCCUCGUCUACGAAUCAAGAUACCUGUUUCUAGGUAUAGGUGUGGGGAUCAUGUUUCUCAGCACAAUCCUCAUAGUACCCACCUUCUACGGAUUCUGGAAGCUGGGGCAUUGGCCCUCAUUAAACCCUAUCGUGGCAGCGCUGGCAUUUAGAGCCCCUGUUCUAAAUGAUGUCGCUUCCGGUCUCUCGUCUGCGGAGUUAUUGAGAACGGUAUCUGACUGGGAAGUCCAGUAUGGAGAAGUACUUGACAAACCUGAGAGUGGAGAGAAAUUGGUUGGAAUAUUGCCUGUGGAAGCAGUCCAGCCGCUAAUAUAG